Molecule: messenger RNA, 754 nt
Organism: Durotheca rogersii
Lineage: Eukaryota; Fungi; Ascomycota; Sordariomycetes; Xylariales; Xylariaceae
Product: UPF0041-domain-containing protein
Exons: 3
Coding region: 337-723 (128 amino acids)
Biological process (GO): pyruvate import into mitochondria
Cellular component (GO): mitochondrial inner membrane
Source: RefSeq, a predicted model, not a curated record
AGUAAUAGCAUUGUCUACCUCCUACCUGACUCCCUGCGGCGGUAUCUGCCGGGUAACUCCCUGACGGAAAGCGCUUGCUUGGGUACCCACGGGUACCUUACGUACCCAACAUACAGGCCUGCGAAUUCCGAGAAAGGGAGAAGGAAAAGCGGGCCCCAGCUGACAACGGCUGGGCGAUAGUUGGUUCGAUAAGAUCCGUCACAAACAGGGAGUAUACUCCGGUCCGGACACCCGCCCUUUUCUUCCCCAGUGCGCGACUUCGACGAACUUUCCAUCAACACCACGUAUCCCCCGCCCUCUCUACGAUUCGUUGCGGAAUCCUGGCGGUCGCGCGAGAUGGCUGCCUUCGUCAAAGCAAUUAACGCUAAGAUUCGGUCGAAUCCGACCGUGAGCUACUUCUGCUCGACACACUUCUGGGGACCAGCGUCGAACUUUGGUAUUCCAGUUGCCGCCGUCAUGGACGCGCAGAAGUCGCCUGAACUAAUUUCCGGCCAAAUGACCCUCGCCCUUACCAUCUACUCGGCGACAUUCAUGCGAUACGCCCUCGCCGUGACACCCAAAAACUACCUCCUCUUCCUCUGCCACUUUGUCAACGAGGGCUCGCAGUUGACGCAAGGUUACCGAUACCUGGAUUGGUACCAUUGGGGCGGCAAGGAGAAGGCGGAGGCUAAGGCAAGCGCUGCUCUCCCGAACAACCAGAUUAAAGAGGCCUCCUCGAAAUGAAUGGCUUCGUAGCAUCGGCGUGUUUUUAGGC